This is a messenger RNA of Physella acuta, 2265 nucleotides long. RefSeq lists its product as uncharacterized. The record is from RefSeq and is a predicted model, not a curated record. Lineage: Eukaryota; Metazoa; Mollusca; Gastropoda; Physidae.
UCUACUCGUCAGCUGGUCUCUCUCGUUAGACCUCGAUUGUUUCUGAAAUAUUCAUCAUCACUGAGAGUACACAAGGCUAUUUAAAAUGUAAAUUUUGGACUGAUUGUUUGUUCCGUGUACUGUCACUAGGGAGCAGUGCUGAUCAAAUCUACAAGGCUGGCUAUGAGCAUCAGAUGAUGAAAACAACACCAGACCACAGGCAUUGACCCACAACACAAAUCAUCCAUCACAACAUUCAGAUAAAACUAGUUCCCAGACUUUGAUAAGUCCACAAUGAACACAGGUGAAGAUUUGAACCCUAGUUCCUUCACCACUGUGAGCGCCACGUACAACACAACCACCAUGAACAGGACAGACGAGUUUGGCUUGACCAACACUCCGCUCACGGCUCCAGAGUCCAAGCUGGUUCUUGUGGAUGGGAGCAGUAACAGCUCCCACAAUCUGGCCAGCUCCCACACUGAGGAGCUGGCCUGGCUCAUACCUUCCGUCAUCGGAGCCGUGUUUGUCAUGGUCCUGCUGGCGGUCGUCUUCUUCUACGGGGUCAAGGCCUUUGAGGUCAGGUGCCUGAAGUGCUGCUACAGGACCUGUGGGUGCUGCCCAGCCAGGAGCUCUAUAGGGGAGGAGACGGACGCACUGACCAGUCACAUGACCUCCCACUCAGCCAAUGAACCAACAGAGUUGAAAGCUUUUCAAUUCCAAAGAAAUUCUUACACAUACUAGAAGUUAAAGUCUGAGAUGGAGAAACCAUGGAUCAACAGUUCACUGGCUAAUCAACAACAAAUAGCCAUUAACCGAUGACAAAUAACCAUUAACCAAUGACAAAUAACCAUUAACCGAUGACAAAUAACCAUUAAAUGAUGACAAAUAACCAUUAACCAAUGACAAAUAACCAUUAAUCACUGACAAAAUAAACACUGACAAACUCAUCAGAGUUGUACACAAAAAAAUGGUCCACACAAAUAAACAAAGAUGAUAUCUCAUCUUGCUGGGGUUUAUAACUUUGUAACCCACAAAUGUCUUUGAUUCAUACCAUGUUUUUCAUGUAAAAUUAGAUUAUAUUCUUAUUUUAUUUGAUGUAAUCUAUAGCAAUGUUUAGAACUUUCAACUACGUGAUAUUGAAAGUAUACUUCAAGCCAAAUUUUUAAAAUGUUUUAAUACACUACUGUAAAUAAUUAAUGUGCCUUACUGUAAAUACAAGUUCAGUUGAAUAAUUUAAAAUAAAAUCACAAUGUAAAUUAAACAAAUGUUGCCUUAAAAAUUAGAUUUCAUAACUUAAAAUAGAUUACAUUAUUUUCCUACAUAGAUUUAAUUUUAAAUUUUUUAUUCUUUACAUGUAGGCCUACUUGUAAAAAAACAGUUCCAAACCAGGUUAUUUACUUUAUUUUUUAUGUUGUUUCCAAACCAGGUUAUUUAAUUAUCUUUUAGGUUACAUAUCCACACCUUGAAAAACAACAACAGGUAAAACAGAAAAAAUAAUUAUCUGUUAGUUACAUGUAAUAAUAUUACUUUGUAACUUUAUAUUAACUGUUGUUAAAACACAAAAUAAUGUAUUUUUAAAACUUUAUUUUAAUGAGGAAUGUGCAAUAUAAAAAGAUUUUAUUUGUCUUAUGCAAGAUUUCUAUAGCUCAAAUGACUUGACAUAAAAAAAAAAUUUUAAAAAUAUAAAAAAAUGUAAAAAGAUUCAGGGAAUUUUAAACAAUGCGAUUUGAUGUUGUUUUAUCAUGCUCAAUUAAUUAAAGCUAGUGAUUUAUAGUGGACACUGUCACCACACAUUAGUGGUCAGCCUUAAUUAGCAAUCAUGACCAGAUGAUUGUGUUAACAAAUGGACUAAAUACACAAAUGGGCUAAAUACACAAAUGGACUAAAUACACAAAUGGGCUAAAUACACAAAUGGACUAAAUACACAAAUGUACUAAAUAUACAAAUGGACUAAAUACACAAAUGGACUAAAUACACAAAUAGGCUGCAUGAAAAGUAGUCACUGUGGUCAGAUUUCCCAUAGUUAGUGUGACCAGUGGGGGGGGGGGGUUAUAGGGGAGAGGGUGUGGGAGGCUUUCUGUCAGUGGUAUAAAAAAAAACAGUUUCCAUCCAGUCGACCUAUACCACCUAGCCAUUCAGUUUGAUGUUCAGAAAUAUCUGGUCACCCAAUUUGUAUCAGUCCAAAUUUAACAUGUCCUUGGUGAAUGUUGUCAACCAAAGGUACAUUUAGUUUUUCUGUACAUAUAUCAAAUUUGAUGUUCAAUAAAAUUGUUUUUUUUUUUGUAA